GUUUCCUCUUCCCGGAUCGGGCAGGAGUGGGCCACCUGGCUGGUUAUGUCCUUGACGGAUGAGAAGCUCCGGAUUGAGGCCAUAAUGGUCGCCGCCCAGAAGGAUGCAAAGGCAAUCCGGUUGGCGCCCGAGAAAAUGAAGGAGAAGCUGGUCGAACAGGCCGAAGCCUACCGAGGUCCCUUUGCCAAGCACGAGGGCUUGCUCAAGUUCGCCAAGGAGUCGGAUGAGCGGGCUAAGCGGAAGAUUGCCGAGUUGGCAGAGAAGGCCGGGCAGACGGGCCAGCUGGAGGUGGAGAAUGCCCAGCUAAAGGCUGAGCUAGAGAGGGAGCGCUCCGACCGGACUAUUCACGCCGCUGCUUGGGCUGCGCAGGAACCAGAGAAGUUCGCUGCCCAGGCACUUCCUGACCGGGAGGUCGGCAUCCGGUUCUUCCAAGUGUCCCAGCAACUGAUUGAUGACAUUGGGAUCUUUGGGUUUGGGACCGGUCAGUACCAAAAGCACCGUGGAUUGUACGGGAUCUUGAGCAACCGGGUGCAGGAUUUUGACCCGGCCGUUCGAACUCUCAAUCUCUUUAUUCACGGCCGAGCUGUAUCUACCCGGUCUAACGCAUCUCACCAUUCUUUCUACCUGAGUAGAAAAUAAGCCACCCGGGUGGGUUUUGACAAAGCAUGGGCUAUGCUUCAAAGUUGAUCACGUGAGUCAUUUCUUCUUUCACCCGAGUGAACAAGAGCUCUAGUCAUCCGACUGAGCAGGGCAAUCAACUCUUUCCCUUCAU
Molecule: messenger RNA, 772 nt
Organism: Cuscuta campestris
Lineage: Eukaryota; Viridiplantae; Streptophyta; Magnoliopsida; Solanales; Convolvulaceae
Source: the annotation of a GenBank genome assembly